GUCCUCAGCUGAGCUAACAAGCGUCGAGGGCUGGCCUCAGGCUCUCGCGACUCUUUCAUUUCCUGCCUCUAUGGCUUCGUAGGGCGGGAGCCCAGUUUUCGCGCGAAGAAAGAAGGUCUCGUGAUAUUUGGAAAGCGCGCGGUUUUGGAGCGAGGCUGGAGGAGAGACAAACGCGGUCGUGCAGUGGAAGCCCGCGGCGAAGGCAUGCCGGUCGAAAACAACAGCAGCUGCAGCAGCAGCAGCAGCGACAGUAGCUGCUCCUCCUCAGCCGGGAGCGACGCAGGACUCCUGCCGGCAGGGAUGGGUGGUGAGGAGCCCGGCGCCACCGGUGUGAUCACAGCUGCGAUGCUGCAGGAGGAGGAGCAGCUGGAGGCAGAAGGAAGAGAAGAGGAAAGGCAGAUCAUGGAGAAGGCUCGCAUGUCCUGGGACAGAGAUUCAAGUGAAAUGCGUUACAAGAGGCUUCAACACUUGCUUGAAAAAAGCAAUAUCUACUCAAAAUUCUUGCUGACCAAAAUGGAACAGCAGCAAUUGGAGGAGCAACAAAAGAAAGAAAAACUAGAAAAAAAGAAAGGAACAUCAGAUAUUUCAAAGAAUGAAAAACUGUCUGGAGGCAAGUUGGUUGCGAAAAGAAAGAGGACCAGAGAAGACAGAACAUACAAUAUCUCUGAAGUCAUGUCAAAAGAGGAAAUCUUGUCAGCAGCUAAAAAAACCAAAGUUGAAAAUGAUCAGAUAGAAAGCUCUUCCCUGAAACUCAGUCCAGAAGAACUCCAGAACAAUGAGGAUUCAAACAGCAUUAUUAAGGACAGACUGGCUCAGGCAGUGCGCCACAGCGCUAAGCACUUUGUUGACCCAGUACGAACAUUUAACGGACAGCCCGUACCUUUUCAUCAGCCAAAGCUCUUCACUGGAGGUGUCAUGAGGUGGUACCAAGUUGAAGGCAUGGAAUGGCUCAAGAUGCUCUGGGAGAAUGGCAUUAACGGCAUUUUGGCUGAUGAGAUGGGCUUAGGAAAAACAAUCCAGUGUAUUGCAACGGUAGCUUUGAUGAUAGAGAGAGGGGUUUCUGGGCCGUUCCUGGUUUGUGGGCCUCUGUCUACACUUCCUAACUGGAUGGCAGAAUUCAGAAGGUUCACUCCUGAGAUUCCUAUAAUGCUGUACCAUGGGACCCAGCAAGAACGGCGUACGUUGGUUCAUAAAAUUCGAAGGAAAGAAGGCUCACUGAAUAUUCAGCCGGUCGUCAUCACCUCUUUUGAAAUAGCCAUGAGAGACAGAAAUUCCCUUCAGAACUUCUACUGGAAAUACUUAAUUGUAGAUGAAGGGCACAGGAUUAAAAAUAUGAACUGUCGUCUGAUUCAAGAAUUAAAACGAUUUAGCACCGAUAAUAAACUUCUAUUAACUGGAACUCCCUUGCAAAACAACCUAUCGGAGCUUUGGUCUCUGCUUAAUUUCCUGCUCCCUGAUGUGUUUGAUGACUUAAAAAGCUUUGAAACCUGGUUCGACAUUACCAGUAUUUCCGAAAUUGCCGAAGAUAUUGUUGCUCAGGAAAAAGAACAGAACAUCCUGCACAUGCUGCACCAGAUUUUGACACCUUUCUUACUGAGAAGACUGAAAUCUGAUGUAGCUCUGGAAGUUCCUCCCAAGCGUGAAGUUGUGGUCUAUGCUCCACUUGUAAAGAAACAAGAAAUCUUCUACAGUGCUAUUGUAAAUAAGACAAUUCGGAAGCUACUGGGAAACAACCAGGAAGAAGUUGUCGAGCUGAGUCCUACAGGUCGACCCAAGCGGCGCAGUCGAAAAGUAGUUUGCUACCGUGAACCUGGUGAAGAGGAUUUUCCAGAUAAGCUGGAAGAAUUGAUGAAUAAAAUGCAGGAAGAAGUUGAAAAAGAGAGGCCAGUAGUAGAAAUGAAUAUGCCUUUGGAUUCAGAAGUCAACCUGAAGCUGCAGAACAUUAUGAUGUUACUCAGGAAGUGUUGCAACCAUGCAUAUCUUAUUGAAUAUCCACUGGAUCCUGCAACACAACAGUUUAAGGUUGAUGAGGAUCUGGUGAAAAGUUCCGGCAAAUUUCUACUCUUGGAUCGCAUGCUGCCAGAACUAAAAAAGCGGGGACACAAGGUACUGUUGUUCUCACAGAUGACUCAGAUGUUGGAUAUUUUGAUGGACUACUGCUAUUUGAGGAAUUACCAGUUCAGCCGCCUGGAUGGAAGCAUGUCCUAUGCAGAAAGGGAGGAAAACAUGAAUAACUUUAAUUCAGAUCCAGAAGUUUUUAUCUUUCUCGUGAGCACACGGGCUGGAGGCCUUGGCAUUAAUCUGACUGCAGCAGAUACAGUAAUCAUUUAUGAUAGCGACUGGAAUCCCCAGUCUGAUCUUCAGGCCCAAGACCGAUGCCAUAGAAUUGGUCAGACAAAGCCUGUGGUGGUUUAUCGCUUUGUCACUGCAAAUACCAUUGACCAAAAGAUCGUGGAAAGAGCAGCUGCCAAAAGGAAGCUGGAGAAGCUGAUUAUUCACAAAAAUCAAUUUAAAGGUGGAAAAUUUGGAGUAAACCAGUCAAAGAGUUGCUUGGAUCCCAAGGAGUUACUGGAAUUGCUACAAUCCAGGGACUAUGAUAGAGAGAUUAAGGGAUCAAGAGAAAAAGUAAUAUCUGACAAAGAUUUAGAGUUACUGCUGGACAGAACUGACCUUAUCAAUCAGAUGAAAACCUCUAAAGGACUUAAAGAAAAAGUGGGAUCUUUCAAACUGUUAGAAAACACUAAGGAUGCCAGCCCAGAAAGUGUCUUUUGAAGUAUGGCCAACUUGUGCUUUAUAUGCCCAUAUGCAGACACCCUCAUAGUAGUUAACAUUCUUCAGAUUUUAUUCUUCUCAGGCGACUUGAAAAUACAAUGUCACAAAACUGAAUGAGAGCCUUUGGGGGCCUUUUUUGAUGUCAGAUUUUAGAACGGUUUCCAGGCUUCAAUAGUGUCUCAUUGUCUAAUUUGUACAGUUUUCUUUUCUACAGGAUGUCUCUUUAAAAACAGUGUUUUGACUCUUUACCUUCAUUGUGGGUUUUCUUUAGUCUGUGUUUGUAAGUCUAAAGAGUAUCAGUUCAGAUGCUGAUAAACUUACUAAAUAAAUUGUGUUGUUUUAACA
Messenger RNA from Pogona vitticeps (central bearded dragon), 3117 nucleotides. The record is from RefSeq and is a predicted model, not a curated record. Lineage: Eukaryota; Metazoa; Chordata; Lepidosauria; Squamata; Agamidae.